Paralichthys olivaceus (Japanese flounder) is the source of this 2108-nucleotide messenger RNA. It is a transcript of the gene pyroxd2, whose product is annotated as pyridine nucleotide-disulphide oxidoreductase domain 2. Gene Ontology annotation, molecular function: oxidoreductase activity. Lineage: Eukaryota; Metazoa; Chordata; Actinopteri; Pleuronectiformes; Paralichthyidae. The record is from RefSeq and is a predicted model, not a curated record.
UCCUCCUACAACCUACAACGAGGGAACCCGGAUCUAGAUUAUGCAGCUCCAGGCGGAAGGAGCGAAGUACUGAUGUAAUGGCUGCAGCGCUGUGGACUCAUCGUGGACAGAGAUCUGUGGCUGUUGCAGGGACAGUGACCCGGUCGACAUGCAGGUCCAGGUCCACUGGCACCGCGUUAAAGUCCCAGUAUGACGCGCUGGUCAUUGGAGGAGGACACAAUGGACUGGUGGCAGCUGCCUAUCUUCAGAAGGGAGGAGUGAAGACAGCUGUGUUGGAGCGCAGAUAUGUGCUGGGAGGAGCAGCUGUGUCAGAGGAGAUCAUCCCUGGUUUCCGCUUCUCCAGAUGUUCCUAUUUGCUCAGUUUGUUACGACCACACAUAUACAGAGACCUGGAGCUCAAGAAACAUGGGCUGAAGGUCUAUAUGAGAGACCCACAUGCCUUCACCCCCAUGUUGGAGGAGGGGGUGAAAGGUGCUCCACCCAGGUCUCUCACCCUGGGCUCAGACCUGGCCAUGAACCAGACGGAGAUAGGCAAGUUCUCGCAGAAGGAUGCAAAGGCUUUUCCAGAUUUUGUUGCACACCUUGAAAAGCUAGCAGGAGCCAUUCAGCCUCUCUUGGAUGCUCCUCCUGUCGACAUUCGAGACCUCACCACUGGAUCCCCGAUGAAGAGGCUGGCUGCAGCUAAAACACUGAUACCUGUUGCCAAAUGUGGUUUGAAACUGGGCAGAAAUAUUCCAGACUUUUAUGAGAUAAUAACAGCACCAAUAAUGAAGGUUCUCAAUCGGUGGUUUGACUCAGAGCCACUGAGAGCGACGCUGGCUACUGAUGCUGUGAUCGGAGCCAUGACCAGUCCAAGUAAUCCUGGUAGUGGGUAUGUGCUUUUACACCAUGUGAUGGGAGAACUGGAGAAGGAGAAAGGAGCAUGGGGUUAUGUGGAGGGCGGAAUGGGAGGCGUGUCUCAGGCUAUUGCCAGCGCUGCUCAAUCCUACGGGGUUGACAUUUUCACUGAGAAGGAUGUAGCGCAGGUCCUUGUUGGUUCGAAUGGUGCUGCCAGUGGGGUGGUGCUAAAAGAUGGCACAGAGAUCUCCAGUAAAGUAGUUUUAUCAAAUGCUACACCAUAUCUCACUUUCAAAAACCUCACGCCACAGGCUGCACUUUCUCCAGAGUUUAUCAAAGCCAUUGACCAGAUAGACUACACAUCGCCUGUCACCAAGAUCAAUGUGGCCGUGGACAAACUACCAAACUUCUUAGCAUCUCCUACACCGGAUGAUAAACCUGGACCCCACCAUCAGUGCUCCAUUCAUCUCAACUGUGAAAGUGUAGAGGUGCUGGAGACGGCAUACAAAGAGGCCAUGAAUGGACGUCCCUCAGUGAGACCCAUGCUGGAGAUGACCAUCCCCUCAGUGCUGGAUCCUACUCUGGCUCCCCCUGGCUGCCACGUUGUGUCGCUGUUCACCCAAUUCACCCCCUACCACAUAGAAGGCAGAGAGUGGACUGACCAGGACAGAGAGGCCUUUGCAGACACCGCAUUUGACUGGGUGGAGCAGUAUGCCCCAGGGUUUAAAAAGUCUGUUGUGGGAAGAGACAUCUUGGCUCCGCCCGACCUGGAGAGGAUCUUUGGGCUCACUGGAGGGAAUAUCUUUCAUGGAUCAAUGUCCCUGGACCAGCUGUACCUAGCACGACCUUUGCCCUUUCUCUCAGACUAUCGUUCACCAAUUAAAGGGCUAUAUCUGUGUGGCAGUGGCUGUCAUCCAGGUGGUGGCGUGAUGGGCUCUCCCGGAUGGAACGCAGCGCUCACUGUCAUCGCUGACCUGAAACGUCACUGAAACACCUGACAGCAUCAGUGGUCUAUUCAACAACAUUCAAAAUCUUUUUAUAUCUGAUUCAUGUGAAUUUGACUGAUUCUGUGCCAGAAAAACACUCCAGCAACACUCCUGAUAUUAAACAUUAGUGCAGUAAUACUACACAAUCUCCUGGUGUGAUCCCAUGUAACUGAGAAAGCAGAAAAUCACCAAAGUGUAUUUGACAAUAGCUGAUACUUGAAAUCAUUAUAAAAAUGAUAACUGAGCUUUUAUAACCUUUUUCAAAUAAAAUCUAAUGAUUGCAAG